Messenger RNA from Rotaria socialis, 1839 nucleotides. The record is from the annotation of a GenBank genome assembly. NCBI's taxonomy places the organism in Eukaryota, Metazoa, Rotifera, Eurotatoria, Philodinida, Philodinidae.
AUGGUUGAAUUUGAAAGAGACAAAUCAUGGUUUACACUUGAAUCGUUGCCGAACGAAAUUUUGAUUGAUAUUUUAGAAAACUAUAUUAAUGGUAUCGAUAUAUUUACAGCAUUUGUCGGACAACUUAAUAGUCGCAUUGAUGAUUUGAUCGCGCAAUGUCGUAAGUUUCGUUUUAAUUUUAUUUGCUGUAGAAAAGAUCAUUUUCAGUUCUGUCUAAGCUUAUUUCCAUCAAUGGUUGAUUGCAUCACUGAACUAAACUUAUCAGAAUGGAAGACGCCUGGUCAAAUCAAUAGGUUUUUAUCGUCCUUUUCGUCAUUCGAAGUAUUCAAAAAUCUUCGCAUAUUAUAUUUUCAUUUUGACACUGAUGUCAAAUCUUCAGAGUUACUACGUGUGGCAUGUCAAUCACUGAUGCAUUUGAUGAAUCUAUGUACUUUGUCAAUCAACGAAAAAGGAAAUAAUAGUUAUAUAUCACGAGCAUUUAUUCAUAGUCUGUUGUCUUUACCAAGACUGAAGCACCUCUCCGUUGCUGUUCAAGGGCGUGAAUCUUACCACAACCAAAUACUUCUGCCGACACUACCACCAUUUUCAUCUAAGAUUAAGCAUUUGAUUAUUACAGGUGUGCAAUAUAACUGGAGCCAUCUUCAAUCAAUGAUUCAGUAUACUCCUCAUCUUCGAUAUUUUAAUGUUCGAUUAACUGAUUCAAAUUUCGAUCCGUACCAUACAGCAAGUUUAGACAAUCUGCCUUUCUUAUUACAACUUCGAACGCUGAUAUUGCACUUUGAAGAUAAUCAUUCGGUAACAUUUGAAAUGGUUGCACAAUUCUUGCAAAAAGCAAAUAAUCUUUGUCGAUUAGAAAUAACUGCCCAUGGCGCAUUGAUUAGAGCCAGUUCUUGGGAACAACUCAUUCAGGCAACACUACCACAUUUGAACAGAUUCUGUCUAAAAUCAAGUCCAUCCCGAUUGAAGAAUCGUAUCAUUUCUGAAGUACUUCUCUCCUUUCAAACAUCAUUUUGGACCGCGAAAAAUAGCUUCUAUUUUAUAAUCGUAGACGAUGACGUUCUAUUGAAUGACUUUCGUAGAUUCGAUCAUAGUUGUGGACGAUACCAUCAGACUUAUGCAUCUAACUGGAGACGAGGUUCCAGCCAGAGUACACAAUUCGCAGCAACAUCGGCAUUUGCAACAAGCACUUUUACCAGUCUAUACUUUUGUGGAGAUUCUCCUCUUCUAUCAUAUCAACAUUUGUUUAACAAUGUUCGAUAUCUUGUAAUUACUCGUCUGGAAAAAAAUCUUGUUUCGUGGAUACUCGAACAUGUGAACUGUUCCAAAAUCGAAGAACUUGAUAUUUCUCAAUGUGAAGUAGAUCAAGUAAUGAUAUCUUUACCGCUGAUUUAUAUGAAGAAUCUAAAGUCACUUAUAUUGGAUAUUAAUCAAUUGAACGCAUUUAAACCAUCGCAGCUCGAGACAAAUAAUCAAGUUAGAUCGCUCGUUUUAUUCGAUAGAAUAAGAAGAUUUCAUGAAGAUCUAAUUCAAACUGUUGGUUGCCUCUUUCCUCGCAUUGAACAUCUGGUGAUCGCCUUACCGAGAGCCGUUCAGCUUCUUGUUUUAUGCAAAUAUUUACCAUAUCUCCAAAGUAUUACCUUUACGACAGAUGAGUUUCACAUUAAGUAUUUCCAAUGGUCUGGUGUAUUUCGAUGUGAUGGAGACUGGAAAUCUAUUUGGUUGAACCCGCCAAUAGACGCAAGUAAAUUUCAGAAGCUUUUGGUUCGAGUAGCGUCAUUAGGAUCUUCUAAUGAGUCAUCCUUCACAAAAAUUUGUCGAUACAAAAAGUUCAAAUCAUAG